Messenger RNA from Gastrolobium bilobum, 2118 nucleotides. Its product is annotated as disease resistance protein RPS2-like. Lineage: Eukaryota; Viridiplantae; Streptophyta; Magnoliopsida; Fabales; Fabaceae. The transcript has a single exon. Bases 1 to 2118 code for a protein of 705 amino acids. The record is from RefSeq and is a predicted model, not a curated record.
AUGCGAGAGCCUAUGCCAAUGGACGGUGUGGAUGAAGAUUUGGUCAAAUUUUAUAAAUCUUUGAGGUUUAGCUAUGAUAGAAUGGCGAGUGAAAAAGCCAAGAGAUUGUUCCUCUUAUGUUCGAUGUUCCUAGAAGAUAAAGAACUUUCUAUUGAAAUUUUAACCAAACUUGGCAUAGGAGCGGGCCUUUUUGGGGAAAUUGAUGGAAAAUACAAUGAUGCUCGAAGCCAAGUAGUUGUAGCCAAAAAUAAACUCAUAGAUUCUUGUUUAUUGUUGAAGGCUGAUGAAGGACGUGUGAAAAUGCAUGACUUUGUUCGUGAAGUGGCCCAAUGGAUAGAUAACAACAAGAUUCAAACAGUGAAUCUAUCUAAGGAAGGUCAAAAGCCACGGGUUGAAGAGGAUAUAAAAUAUUUACUCUUGAAGGGCAGAGACAAGGAUUUGUUUUCAUGUAGUUUUGAUCGUUCCAAACUUCAGAUUCUAAUUGUCCACUGGGAUAGAGGCAUGGAUGGAGAUGACUUAAUGGAUGUCCCAAAUUCAUUCUUCCAAAAUAUGACAGAGCUUCGAGUCUUGCGUUUAUCAUCCAAGCCAUGGGGAAUAGGGCGUCUAUCAUUGCCAGAGUCAUUCGAGUCAUUGAAUAUUCGAUCUCUUAUUUUUAAAAGAUUGAGAAUAAGUGACAUCUCUAUUCUGGGAAAACUACAAAACCUUGAGGCUCUUGAUUUGGUUUAUUGUGAAGUGGUCGAAUUGCCACGUGAAAUUGCGGAGUUGGAGAAACUUAGAUUGCUAAACUUGGAUCAGUGUGAAAUUGAAAGGAAUAAUGCAUUUGAAGUGAUUGAAAGAUGCAAAUCUUUAGAAGAAUUGUAUUUCAAUGAAUUCAAGAUUGAUAACACAACAGUUCAUAAGAAAAUAACCUUGCCUUCAUUGCAAAGGUAUGAUAUAAGAGAUGAGUAUGAUUACGAAACAUACAAUUCAAUGUCAAAAUAUGUGUGUGUUUCAAAUAUUGAUACUUAUUUCUGUGAAGCAACAUUCAAGUAUUUGGCGAAAACAUCAGAGGUUCUUAAGCUAGAGGGAUUUGAGGGGGGGUGGAGUAAUCUCAUACCUGAGAUUGUUGACGAAGGUAUGAAAGAUCUAGUGAAGCUUUGUUUGCAAUCUUGGUCAAAAUUACAGUGUCUAAUAGACACUAGUCAUAUUAAUUCUCCGGAACGGAACUUCUUCUCCAAGUUGGCUGUACUUGAACUUGAUAAGAUGGAAAAUUUGAAAGAACUAUGCAAUGGUCCCUUUCCCUCUGACUUUCUGAAGAAUUUAGAGACACUAAGUAUCAAAGAAUGUCAAGGUUUGCGAAGCAUAUUGUUUAAGAGCAAGCUAAACCUCUCCAAUCUUAAGUUCAUCCGACUGAAGGAUUGCCCGAAGUUGGUAACCCUAUUUCAACUGUCGACUUCUCAAAGCCUAGUGCAUUUGGAGGAAUUGUGUAUACGCAACUGUCGGCAGCUGGAAAACAUAAUAGCAGAUGAAAGAGCAGGGGAGGAAUUGAGAGAAGAAAUAGUUGAUGGCGAUCAAGAUGAGAAGAGAAGAAAGAGUCGCUGCUCAAUGUUUCCAAAUUUGAAAGCUCUUUAUAUAGAUGAUUGUCCCCGAUUGGAAUUUAUACUUCUGGUCCUUUUUGCUCAAGACCUUCCUCUACUGAAAACUGUCUCUAUAAAAGACUGUGGUGAGCUGAAAUACAUAUUUGGAAAAUACCAACAUGAAAAUGAAGAGAUGGAUUUGCAUCAAGAGGUAAAAGAUGUCGUACUUCGUUCCCUAGACAAACUGCUGCUCUAUCGCUUGCCGAAUUUCAUUGACAUUUUUCCAGAAUGUGAUCAUCCCAAGUUUUCGUCCGUGAAGAGGUCAUCUUCCAAGUCAGAAAUGCAAUUGGAGCCCAUGAAAUGCAAUAUCUUCCCGUGGACUCAUAAAUAUAGACACAAAUGGAGGAGUUCCACAAGUGCUCAAAUCCCAUCGCAUCACUGCUCAGCCUCAUCGGUAACCCUCUCAGCUUCUUGUGGUAUCUUUUGUUACUUUCUCCUUUUGAUAGAUAGCAGGUACCUUGUAUUUAUAGUCGACGAGCAUAUUAAACAUCCCAACUUUUAA